Messenger RNA from Triplophysa dalaica, 2960 nucleotides. RefSeq names its product solute carrier family 25 member 15a (gene slc25a15a). Lineage: Eukaryota; Metazoa; Chordata; Actinopteri; Cypriniformes; Nemacheilidae. Gene Ontology annotation, biological process: mitochondrial L-ornithine transmembrane transport. Gene Ontology annotation, molecular function: L-ornithine transmembrane transporter activity. The record is from RefSeq and is a predicted model, not a curated record. Bases 272 to 1183 code for a protein of 303 amino acids. The transcript has 7 exons.
UAGGAAGGGUAUGAUCGCAACAUGUUAGCUAAUCUUCUCUUGUUUCAAGGGUAAAGCACGUUUUCCAGGAAUAUCCCCACAGUACACACGACACACCCUUCAGUGAGUGUAUAACAGUAGAGAUCGAGGAAGUGCCACAGGGUUGACUGGCUGAACACGUCUUUAACUGGAGGCUUUGUUCAGAGGCUUUAAUUGAACUGGAUUAAUGUACGUGUGCACUGCAUAGUCAACGUUAAAAGCUCGCAACUGAUGCAAUAUAGACGACCUAACCAUGACCCCGCAUCCCAUCAUUGAAGCCAUCAUAGACCUGUCAGCUGGAGCAUGUGGUGGGACUGCCUGUGUUUUAAGUGGGCAGCCCUUCGACACAGCUAAAGUGAAGAUGCAGACCUUCCCCGGCAUGUACAGAGGAUUCCUGAACUGCUUCGUGUCCAUCUACAAACAGGUUGGAUUACGAGGGCUCUAUGAGGGCACCACGCCCGCCCUCAUCGCCAACAUCGCAGAAAACGCAGUGCUCUUCAUGAGCUACGGCUUCUGUCAGAAUGUGGUCCGCUUUGUAUCGGGAAUUGACAGAGGCACAGAACUCAGUGAUGUUCAGAAGGCCUGCUCAGGUUCCGUUGCAUCCAUCUUCUCCUCUCUGGCUUUAUGUCCCACUGAACUGGUCAAAUGUCGACUGCAGGCCAUGCAUGAAAUGGAGGCGUCCGGCAAGAUCGCGAGUGGACAUAAAAAUACAGUGUGGUCUGUCGUGAGAAACGUGCUACGGACAAACGGACCCUUGGGUUUCUAUCAGGGUCUCACCACCACUGUAGUCCGUGAAAUCCCUGGAUACUUCUGUUUUUUUGGAGGAUAUGAACUGAGUCGCUCUAUGUUUGCUCACCGCAUGGGCAGAGAUAAAGAGCAGAUAGGGGUUCUGCCUUUGAUGUUCAGCGGGGGGUUUGGUGGUGCCUGUCUAUGGUUGGUGGUCUACCCCAUAGACUGUGUGAAGUCUCGCAUCCAGGUCCUUUCUUUAGUGGGGAGACAAGAGGGUUUCCUCAAGACGUUCAUGGGGAUCUUACGAAGCGAGGGUGUGGCGGCUUUGUAUUCCGGUCUGACCCCUACUAUGAUCCGAACAUUUCCGGCCAACGGUGCUCUCUUUCUGGCCUAUGAACUGAGUCGCAAGAUGAUGAUGCAACAGUUUGAUCGUUGACUUUGUUUUUUGGAGUUAAAUCCCAUUAAAGCAUCUUGGACGACCAGACAAUUUUCUAUUGACAUCUUUGUUUUUUUAAAGAGCUGCUGGUUCAGCAUGUGUACAGGACUUGAUGUCCCUUCAACGCUCUUUUGACAUUUUGUCUAGACAGUUCCUCUGGAGUCGGAGUCUAUGUAGGUCUGCACAGAGCCAAUGAGAGAGAGAGUCACGUCAACUCCGUUGACUCCAUUGGAACAGUGGCGGUUCAUGGAGGCUCUCAAUAGUUCCCGGAAGUUACUAGUUACGCAUGGAGCUGCGGCUGAACAGACCAACUGAGGGAAACACUUAACCUAUUUAAAGUAAAUAAAAUAAUGAAAGAAUUAAAAUAUUUAAACAGAAAACAUAACUUCCUGGAACUAUCUGAGGCUCCACGAAUCACGCGACACACGUGAAUUUUAAAACUUCUUUAGCGCAACUCUCUCUCUCAAUGGCACUUGGUCCACCGUUACAAUUAUGAUCUUCCAGAUAAAAAUACCCUUGGAAAUGAUACAUAUUGCAGUAUUUAAUACAAUAGAGGGUGAAUAUCAUUAUAUAACAGCCAAGUCUGUGAGUUUAAUAAAAGAACAGGUUAUGUGGUGUGACAGUUCAGUGUUUUGCAUUCAUGUGGUUUAAACAAAGCGUGUCUCUAUGGCAGGUCUCUUGGCUGCAUAUGACAUUCAGUCUCUGAGGGACUCAAAGUCUUUCAUGUAUUGUUAGAGCCUAGUUGGCUUUUUUAAUGAGGUCUCAGUGCACAUCCAGCUAACUUUAAGACUGAAUGAUCUUUUGUGUGACAGAUGUUUGUGCAACCAAUACUGUAUUUUAAAUGUAUUGCCUUUUACAUUGUUUUCAAUACCACAUGGGUGUUCGUACAGAAAAAAAUAAAUGCAGCAUAGAAAAAACUUCUGCUGCUUCCAACAUCGCACACUAUUUAUCUUAUAUUGUGGUAUAAGUAUUUGAUUUUAAAUACAUGGAUUGGUCUACUGUUUUGGAAAACAUGAAUUGCAGGUCCACGCACAAUAGAUGAUGCUUUUUAAAUAAUUUAAAUAAAAAAAAAAAAAUUUAAGUUCUUAAAUUAUUGAAUCAAACGAUUGAUGUUUCAUUGCAGUAUUGAAUUAAACAAAUUAAAAUGUAGUUAACAUUAGAAAUCAAUAAUUGCUGUCUGUCUGUCUUGAUGUGUCAUUUAUGGCAAUGUUUUAUUCUUGUUUUAUUCAGUCUAUCUUGAGUUUCUUCAUUGUAUGUUAGUAUGGUAGUAUGGACAUCAGAAACAGGACUAAGCUGAGUAGUGUAGUAAGAACGUGUAGUGAAAUAGUGAGGAUUGAACUGAGAAAUGUAACUCAGAUCUACGGCGAUAGAAUGAUCAAAAAGGGUCUGUCAGUCCUUUCAGAUGUUGCUGUAUCUACUGUUCAAUUAACUAAAAUUGUUGCACUUCGGGUCACAGAUUCAAAAUAUCUGUAUGUGAAUCAAACAGAUUAAAAAAAUUAUUCUAUUCCAUCCGUAAUCAGGUGAUAAAAAAAUACUUUGUCAUAAAUUAUGUAAUGCUGUUGUGAUGUAUUGAUCUGUUGUAUGUGGUUUCUUGUUGUGUACUGUCCUCUUGAGGACAAAUAUUUUAAAGUAAGCAAGUGAAAUGUGAGAUGAGUUGUGUUCAAAUGUGUGUGAUUUUUAAAGAUCACAAUGUGAAUCUAUAGGCAUCAAUGUUUACUUCUUGCAUAACGUUUAGCUACAUACAACUGUACGUUCUUUCCACCCAUACUUGUUGUGA